UCAAAUGUAGUAACGAAUAAAAAGUUUAAUUCAAUCUUUCUCCGGAGUUGAAUAAGCUACAUACAGUAUUAAAGAGAUCAUAAUGUAAUAUUUCAUGAAAUUCUUCCUCUAUAUGAUAUGUACCGUAAUAGAUCGUUAAUUUAAACAGUGUCUGUUCCGUUUAUUAUUCAAAAAAAAUUAACGAUUUUAACUUAACAAUAAAGUUUCAAUUUAACAAUAUGAUAAUUGAAUAUCGAGCAUGCUAGAAGCCAAAAAACUUGAAGAAAAUGGACCUCUCAAAAACAAUUAGUUCUCGGGCAGUAUUCAUAUCAUAUAAAACUUCAAGUAGUGACACUUUACUGGCUUAUAUUACUCUGCGAAUAGAAUAUAUCAGCAAGCGAACAAAAUAGCCAGCGCAACCUAUCGAUAGCUGCUGAAUCCGAACACUGUUCAUAUUGUAACUUAUUCAAUAAUCUUGGGAAACCUAUCAUAAUAAUCUUCUAGUUGAAUAAAUCUUGCAAACACGUCCAAUUACCAAAGACAUUAGCUCAAUAUACUUAACUUCUGAUUUACCUUCCGUCCAGAGAAUAGAACUACUUAUAUUAUUUAGAUACAGUUAGAUUGAACCUUUCUAUUGGUUGAAAGAAUACUUGAACGUUCGUGUAACUACGUUUCAGGUUUUAUGAACCUUUUACUUUUAACUAAAUUGUUUUAUUGAAAUUCCUGUAUCACAUUACUAACAGACUUAAUUUUUAUUCGAUUUAAUUCGAUUGCAGUUGAUGCAAUCUUUACUCAACUCAGAGACUUGGUUCGUUUCAACCGAUCUUUGUAAUUUACUUGAAAUUUAUCUUAUAUGAGAUACUCAAAUCUGAAUUUCAAAUUAUAUCAGAGUUUUCCACUUAAAUCAUAUCCCUGAUAUUAUAUUUCUAAUCGCGAUUCAAUUAAAAAUCUAGCUCUAAGUCCUGUAUUAAAAGUUGUGUCACUUGAAAUCUGUUUUAUGUGAAAUACUUAGAUUUUUAGUCAGAUCCAAGUUUUUAGUUAAAUUAAAAAAUAUAUAUAUGAGAUUUAUAUCUGUAAUCGCAGUUUAACUGAAAAACUUUCAUCUAACUUUGAAUUCAAAUCUGAAUAUUUAAUUUGAAAUAAGUUUAAAAUAAUAACUAUUAAUACGGGCCUAAAUCUCAUAUUAAUAAUCGUUAUUUGAAACUUGUCUCAAUAUAUUCAGAUCUAGAUCUAGAAAUUUAGAGUUAUAUUUAAACUUUUUAAUUGAAUCAUUUAUCAUUAUAUAAAUAUGAUGUCACGUAUGAUAUACGUCAUCGAAAUAUGAUGUCAAAUACGAUACGCGAUGAUAUAUAUCGUAUUUAUAUGAUGCUGAUUCAAAGUUAAAACAUUCGCUCUAAAUCUAAUUCUAAAUUUAAGUAUCUAAUGCCCGUUUUUACUCAUUUUAGUUAAUUUAAUAGGCAGGUUAUUCUAACGGAAUUAACCAGUCACAUCUGUUAAUUCUGACAAAGAGAAAUGCAAUCGGUCAAUUCCAUUGGAAUAGCCAGCUGAUUAAGUUUAAUCAAAGUUGGUAGAAACGGGUAUUAGAUUUGUAUUAAUAGUCGUUACUUAAAGUUUGUCUCAUGAGACAAACUACUUAGAUUUUCACUCAGAAUUAGAUCCAAGUUUUUCAGUUGAAUUAUAUGAUACAUAUGACGUUAUAUCUGCAAUCGCGAUUCAACUGAAAAAUUCAACUCUUAUUUCACUCUGAAUUCAGAUUCGAGUAUCUCAUUUGAAAGAAGUUUCAAAUAACGACUAUCAAUACGGGUCUAAGUAACUCACCUGAGAUAAGUUUCAAAUAAUGACUAUUAAUACAAGUCUAAAUUCUCAUUUAAAUAUCUCACUUGAAACUUGCUUCAAACGAGACACUUAAAUUUGCACUUAGAGCUAGAUGUGAAUUUUUUAAUCAUGAUAACAAAUGUAAUAUCAACAUAUAUUAUAUCAGAACUCGGCACGCAUUGCACAUUCCGACCGAUUGUGAACUUACUUCGCCUAACACUAUUCCCUUUAUCUCACCUGAGCCACUCAAGACUCAGGAGCAUGUGACUUAUAAUUGCGAGUAAUUAUUUUGUAAAUUAAUUAUCGUGUUUAAUUGGUAAUUAAUAUGAGCUAAUUCAAUUGAAGAUCAUUUAAUUGACAACUGAUAUAAGUUAAUAUGAGUUAAAGAUUGUUCUGUUAAAAAUUGAAUUUACAAAAGGAUGAUCAACCUUUAAUAUCCUGGAUUUAGCAGAUUUUUAAAUAUGUCAAUAUAGCAAUUCCAUCUCUCUAAUAAAGCCUAAUGUAACUCUCAAUGUCAAUGUAUAAUAGUUUACGAGAAAUAGUAGAUUAAAAUUUUUAAUAGUCACUUUAGUAGAAGUAAAACUUAAAUAACAUAUGUGAAUCAGCGAGUAAGAAGUGCGACUAAAACGCUGAACGUCAUGCGUUCUCUAUUCUUAUUUUUUCUUUAUUCUUUUUCUUUUCUUUUUUAGAUGUAUACAAUAAAUUAUUAAUAUAUUAAUUAGACAACUAUAUCCCAAAAUUAUUAAUUUAAUCAGAUUUGCUAUAAUCAGAUUUAACUAUAAUUCCAGAAUUAUUAAUUUAAUCAGAUUUGCCAAAUUCAAUUAUUCAUUGAAUUAUUUUUGAUUCCCUUCGCUCAUAUCAAUUGUUAAUUGAAUUUAACUGAAUUCGUUAAAAUCAAUCGUCAAACAUUCUUUGGUUGAUUUUACUUAAAUCAAUUACUAAUUAGUUAAAUUAAAACAUAUUUGUUUAAAUUAUUAUAUUAAGAAAAAUUUAAUUAAUAUUUUUACAACACUCUGUUGUAAACAUAACAUAUAUUUCUAAUAAUUUCUCACUAUUAGAAACAUACAUUUACAAGUCAUACGCUCCUGAGUCUCGAGCAGCUUAAAGGUUGCGCGCGGGGCGAUGAGGUAAAUAAAAUAAGCAGAACAAAUCGGUCGAAAUGUGUAACGAACUCGUACCAAGCUCUGUAUUAUACAAUUCAAAUAAAACUCAUCUCUAACUAUAACUUCAAAUCUGAGCAUCUUACAUGAAACAAGUUUCAAGUAACACUUAAUACAGACUUUGGACAUUUGAUAUUUGUGAGCACAUUCAAAUACCAUAAUUGAGCGGCAUGCGAUUACAACAAAGAAUAUAUUGCAUUCAUUUUUAUUGAGUUUUUAUUGGGAUAUUAUUGGGUUCGUUUCGUCCACUCUUGAAGAAUUCGCGUUCACUCGUUAUCGCGUACCACCUUGAUAUUUGCAUGUGUACGCGAUGAUAAUUUAUCUUUUCCAUAGACAAAUAUUCGGUACACUUCGCAAAUUUAUUUGCGGUACCUUCCGCGCGAACGGUUACGUAAGUGUUAACAAAGAAAUGCUAAAGGAAAAUAAAGAAAGUAACAAUCCGUCCAUGUAAAAGAUAUCUAGCAGACGAUAAUGAAAAUACGAUAAAUACAGUGACUUGUGCAUUUAUCAGUUAUUCCUCUUUAUCAUACGAGUGCAAAAAUAAAGAAGGGGAAAAACGCUCGAGACUAGACAGCGAUACAAGUUAACUUUCAUUGUUAAGGUCACGCUGCAAAUAUCAUCGUAACAUCACGUAAAAUGGGUGCUACCACUUCGGCGUUAGGCGACCACAGAGUCGUGAAAACAAGUUCUACGAAGAACUCAUUGGAAACACAUUUCAUUAACAACCGAAUUGUAUCGAAUAAGUAUACAAUAUGGAACUUCCUCCCGAAGAAUCUCUUCGAGCAAUUCCGGCGGGUAGCAAAUUUUUAUUUCCUGCUGACGACGAUAAUCGCGCUCUCUAUAGAAUCGCCCAUUUCGCCGAUGACCAGCGCCUUGCCUUUAGCGUUCGUCAUCAUUGUAACCGCGUGCAAGCAGGGAUACGAGGAUUAUCUGCGCUACAAAAUGGACCAGAAAGAUAAUCGGAGAUCGGUCACCGUUAUCCGUAAUAAAUGUAUGCAGAAUAUACAUUGCGAACAAAUAGUAGUGGGAGACCUCGUGAAAGUCUCUCGAGACGAGGAGGUGCCGUGUGAUAUGGUUCUUCUUUAUAGCGAAACGCCGGGAUGUUGUUAUGUCACGACAUCUAAUCUCGAUGGGGAAACAAAUUUGAAGACGUUACAAAUCCCGAAAGUAAUUUCGAAGAUGUCACUUGAGCAUAUAGUGGGUUCAGAAGCAACGAUCACGUGCCAGCAUCCUCUGGCUGAUCUUUACACCUUCUUUGGUAAACUCGAAAUUAAUGAUGGUAACGAAGUGGCUAACGGACAUUUGACAGUAGAAAAUUUAAUGCUUCGUGGAUCACGACUGAAAGACACGGACUACGUAGUCGGCUGCACCGUUUACACCGGACAGGACACAAAACUGUCGCUCAACUCGAAAAACGUCAGCAAUAAAUUCUCAACUGUCGAGAGAGCUAUCAAUAAAUAUCUUAUCGUGUUUAUCGUGUUACUGUCACUCGAAGUAGUAGCGUCGAUUUUGAUGAAACUGUACGUCGAAAGCUACGCGAAUUGGGAAAGUUAUUUAGGCUCGCACUACAAAACCACCUUUGCUACGCUGAUUACGGAUAUCCUGAGUUUUGCUAUCUUAUUCAAUUACAUCAUACCGAUAUCACUGUACGUCACUAUCGAAUUUCAGAAAUUUCUCGGAUCCUUCUUCUUUGGCUGGGAUUUGGACAUGUACGAUAAAGAUAAAGAUCAGCCAGCACUCGCUAAUACAUCAGACUUAAAUGAGGAGCUCGGUCAGGUUGAGUAUCUGUUUACCGAUAAGACUGGCACGCUCACUGAAAAUCUGAUGGUGUUCAGACGCUGCUCGAUCGACGGGAAUGUAUACAUGGAGAAAGAUUGCGACGGAAAUCUUUAUCUAUUACCGCAGAGCGGAAACGAAGAAGAAGCCGUGAAAAUAAAUUCGUGGCAGGCGGAAAUUUGGCACUUUAUGAUAAGUAUCUCGCUGUGCCACAUGGUACAUAUCGCGCCACCAAGUCAACGUCCAGUAGUUAUAGCCAGACGUACGUUGUUCCGCGAGAGCUUCAGAUUGAAGAAAAUUACCAGAGUCAACAGCUCGCUGAUGAUGCAUCCGGAUUUACCCGAGUAUCAGGCAGCAUCGGCAGACGAGAAGGCGUUGGUGGAGGCAAGCGCCAGAUGUGGCGUUGUUUUCCAAAAGGACACCAGCGAGGAGAUGGAGAUCAAGAUGAACGGGAAAAUCUUGAUCUUCGAGAAGCUGGAGAUACUAGAAUUCAGUUCUGAACGAAAGAGAAUGUCGGUAAUAGUGAAGGACGAAGCAAACGAUUACUGGCUAUAUUGCAAGGGUGCGGACUCGGCCGUUUUUCCGUUGAUCGUUAGUGGGAAAGUUGAAGAAGCGACCGCUCAUGUUGCCGAUUUCUCUAUGAGAGGCUUACGCACGCUAGUAGUAGCGUACAAAAAGAUGAAUCAGUCCGAGUACGAGCAACUGUUACGAGGCGUCGAACAGGCCCGGCAGAUGAUCGGCAGCGAGAGAACGACACAAGUGACACGUGCAUAUAAUCGUAUGGAGAGCGGACUCACCCUGCUCGGAGUAACCGCGGUGGAGGAUCGCCUACAGGACGACGUGCAAGAAACCUUGGAGUGCUUGCGAGUCGCUGGAAUUAAAGUAUGGGUGCUUACCGGAGAUAAAGCAGAAACCGCAGAGAACAUCGCUUUCCUCUGCGGUCAUUUCAAAAAGGGUACAGAGAUUUUACGUCUGAUGGGAGAGACUUCAGGACAAACGUGCUUCUUGAUCCUGACAAUUUUUGAACGGAAAGUGAAACUGGAACCAUAUAAGCAAUAUGGAUUGAUAAUAGACGGUACGAGUAUAACAACGACAUUGCAAAAUUGCCCGGAAUUAUUGAAAACUGUCGGAAUGGCUUGCGAAGCGGUCGUUUGUUGCAGGCUAACGCCCUUACAAAAGAGCAAGAUUGUGCACCUGAUAAAAAAUGCACGAAGCCGUCCGCAUACCGCGGCUAUCGGCGACGGCGGUAACGACGUGUCAAUGAUACAAGAGGCGCACGUGGGAUUCGGGAUAUUGGGAAAAGAAGGUCGUCAGGCUUCCAUGUCGGCUGACUUCGCCUUCUCGAAAUUUAUGUAUCUGAAAAAGGCGUUGCUGGUGCACGGUCACUGGUACUACCAGCGCAUCAGCAUCUUUUCGCAAUAUUUCUUUUAUAAAAACUUGAUCUUCAUGACGCCGCAAGUAUUAUAUGGCCUGCAUAAUGGAUUCUCUACGCAAGAACUUUAUGACAGUAUGUUCUUGAUGUUGUUCAACAUGAUAUUCACGACGCUUCCAAUACUACUGUAUGGAUUAUUCGAGCAAAACUACAGUGCGGAAAAACUCAUACAACAUCCGUACCUGUACAAACUAAAUCGAAAUAAUUAUUUAAUGUCGAGACAACAGUUCAUGAUAUGGAUGCUACUAAGCAUAUGGCAUACGUGUGUGAUAUAUUUUGUAGUAUACUCUCUCACGCUCACCAAUUCCGCAUAUUUAUAUGACAACACAACGGUUGGACAAUGGACUUUUAGCACUAAUAUUUUUCAUCUAGUCGUUCUAAUAGCGAAUGUUCAGAUAUUGCUACGUAGUUCCUACUGGACGUCGUGGUUUGUUCUAAGCGUAGUGCUGUCCCAAUUAACAUUCUUCUUAUUCACGUUUAGUUACUCGUUGGUAAAAAAGUAAGUGAGCAUUUUACAAUGUCGAGAAUUAUCUAUGAUAAAUUAUAAUUAUCCUGAUGGAAAAAAUUUGCUGAAAAUACAAAAAAAUCGUCUAAAAGAGAAAUUAAAGUUAUUAAAAAGUCACUGAAAACAUUUUAUGA
Odontomachus brunneus is the source of this 6801-nucleotide messenger RNA. Its product is annotated as probable phospholipid-transporting ATPase IF. Gene Ontology annotation, cellular component: endoplasmic reticulum; trans-Golgi network; plasma membrane. Gene Ontology annotation, biological process: phospholipid translocation. Gene Ontology annotation, molecular function: ATPase-coupled intramembrane lipid carrier activity; magnesium ion binding; ATP hydrolysis activity. Bases 3591 to 6665 code for a protein of 1024 amino acids. NCBI's taxonomy places the organism in Eukaryota, Metazoa, Arthropoda, Insecta, Hymenoptera, Formicidae. The record is from RefSeq and is a predicted model, not a curated record. The transcript has 17 exons.